Stylonychia lemnae is the source of this 1608-nucleotide messenger RNA. The record is from the annotation of a GenBank genome assembly. NCBI's taxonomy places the organism in Eukaryota, Ciliophora, Spirotrichea, Sporadotrichida, Oxytrichidae.
AUGAUGGCCUUGAAUGAAAAAGAAAAGCAGAAUGCUCUUAAUGAAGAAGCAUUCUUUGAAGAUAGCUCUUCAUCACUCUGUUUGGUAAUGGAAUAUGCUAAUGAUGGAGAUCUCUAUGAAAAAAUCAAGAAUCAUACAUAAAAAAGAACUGUCAUGAGUGAAAAUAUGAUUUGGGGAAUCCUUAUUUCAAUGGUUAGAGCUUUAAGAAUGCUCCACUCGAUGAAAAUAUUCCAUAGAGAUUUAAAGUGUGCUAAUGUGUUUUUGUUUAAAGAUGGAACUGCUAAGCUUGGAGACUUAAAUGUUUCGAAAGUAGCUGCAAAAGGUCUUUUAUAUACAUAAACAGGAACCCCCUACUAUGCUUCUCCUGAAGUUUGGAAAGAUUCUGCUUAUGAUAGUAAGAGUGAUAUCUGGUCUUUAGGUUGUGUAUUAUAUGAAAUGACAACGCUCAAGCCUCCAUUCUAAGCAAAAGACAUGAAUCAGUUGUACUAAAAGGUGUGCAAGGGUAUUUAUCCUCAAAUACCAAGUAACUACUCUCAUGAAUUAAAUCAGAUGAUUAAAUCUCUACUAUAAGUCUCUCCCUCAAUCCGCCCAUCUUGUGAUACAAUCUUAAAAAUGGAAAUAGUUAAAAAGAGGUUACACCUGGCCCAAGGUUAAUACCAAGAAUAGCCUGAAAAUAUUUAGGAAUUAUACCUUAAUAUGGAUAACAAUAAUCUUCUAAGUACCAUAAAAGUUCCUAGAAACUUGGCAUAAUUAACAAAAAAUUUACCAAAAUCUAACUAUAUUUCAUCCAGAGAAAAGAUUAAGCAAAGUACUCAUAAGCACGAUCGCUUAUCAAGUGUACCCGCAUUAGAGGUUUUCCCAUAAUUAGUAAGAGAUUUGAGGAUUGGAAUUCAGGAUUCUGCCUCAAAAGCUGAUCAGAUUAUUAAUCAGAGCAGAAACGAAAAUAUGGAUGCAAAAAGAAUCAUUAUUUAGUAGAAAGUACUAAAUCAGAACUUAAAAGAUGAAAAAAUCAAUAUAAAUCUCAAUAAUAUACAACCUAAACAAGGAAAUAUUUAUCCAGACUAUUCAAAGAGUAGUUAGCAGAACAAAAGUGGUCAGAAAUUAAGUACCGAGCCAACAUCCCGAGAUUUAUCAUCAAAUAACAGAUUAAGCGAAUAUCUUAAAAACAGCUCUUAAUCUAAGUAAGCACAUCAUUAAUAAUCCUCAAGUGGACCUAAAAAAGACUUCUUUGCUGAAUUGAGAUUGCCAUAAAUCUAAGUAAAUUAAAGUGCAAUUAUGUUGAGCGAAUAAUCUAAAAAGAAUGAUGAGGGUCUUUUAAUUCAAAGACAAAAAAUUUUGGAUUAAGUUUAUAUUCACAGUAGGAGUGUCGUGAAUAGUGAAAUUUAAAGCUCAAUUAAGAAAAACUUAAGCUAGCCACCAGCAGAUAGAAUAGGACUUACAGGAUCUGAACAUAAGGGUAUGUUUAAACAAAACAAUGAGAAGAAUUUUCAGUAAGUUUAACCAAAGAAUCUGUUAUAAAAAGAUCUAAUGAUGAAACAAAGUCCUAUGAACAAUCUUUAAAAUGCUCAAGAACGAGAAAUAAGUAAGCGAAACAGUCCAUUUUGGUGA